CGGGAGUAUGCCCGCGCAGCCCCGCUGAAUGGCGCCUCCUGUGCGCCCGGGGAUGUCGCCCCUGCUGCUGUUGCUGCUGCUGCUGCUGCCGCCGCUCGGCUGGGUUCCAGGAGUGUGGGGCUUUAGCGAACUGUUUUUCAUGAAAGAACCACAGGAUGUAACUGUCACGAGGAAAGACCCGGUCUCUUUAGAUUGUCAGGCUCACGGAGAGGGUCCCGUGAAGGUCACGUGGUUGAAAAAUGGAGCAAAACUGUCUGAAAAUAAACGGAUCCAGGUUCUAUCCAAUGGCUCUUUGUACAUCCGUGAAGUGGAGGGCCGGCGAGGAGAGCAUUCGGAUGAAGGAUUUUAUCAGUGCUUGGCAGUGAACAAAUACGGGGCCAUUCUCAGUCAGAAAGCUCAUCUGACAUUGUCAACUAUUUCUGCGUUUGAAGUCCAUCCAGUUUCUACAGAAGUCCACGAAGGGGGAGUUGCUAGAUUUUCUUGCAAGAUUUCAUCAAACCCCCCUGCAGUCAUUACGUGGGAGUUUAAUAGGACAGCCCUGCCUAUAACCAUGGACAGGGUGACUGCCCUGCCGUCAGGAGUGUUGCAGAUCUAUGAUGCUGGCCCGGAGGAUGCUGGGAAUUACCGCUGUGUUGCCGCAACUAUAGCUCAUAAACGUAAAAGCAUGGAGGCCUCUCUAACCAUAAUUCCAGCUAAUGAAUCGAGAGCCUUCUACAUGCCGACCAUUGUAGCCGGGCCGCAGAAUGUGACUGUGUCCUUACAUCAGACAGCCGUUCUAGAGUGUAUGGCCACAGGAUAUCCCAAACCCAUCAUUUCCUGGAGCCGGCUCGAUCACAAGUCCAUUGAUGUCUUUAACACUCGGGUCCUUGGAAAUGGCAACCUCAUAAUAUCCGAUGUCAAGCAGCAGCACACCGGAGUGUAUGUUUGCCGGGCCACCACCCCUGGCACGCGCAACUUCACGGUUGCUAUGGCAACUUUAACCGUAUUAGCUCCUCCUUCAUUUGUUGAAUGGCCUGAAAGUUUAACAAGACCACGAGCUGGUACUGCACGGUUUGUGUGUCAGGCAGAGGGAACUCCCUCACCCAAAAUGUCCUGGUUAAAAAAUGGGAGACGGAUACAUUCUAACGGCAGAAUUAAAAUGUACAACAGCAAAUUGGUAAUUAAUCAGAUUAUCCCAGAAGAUGAUGCUUUUUAUCAGUGCAUGGCCGAAAACAGCCAAGGAUCUGCUCUGUCUCGAGCCAGACUGACCGUGGUCAUGUCGGAAGAUAGACCCAGCGCUCCAUACAAUGUCCAUGCUGAAACCAUGUCGAGCUCUGCCAUCCUUCUAGCUUGGGAGAGGCCGCUAUACAACUCAGACAAGGUCAUUGCCUACUCUGUGCACUACAUGAAGGCCGAAGGUUUAAAUAACGAGGAGUAUCAGGUGGUCCUUGGGAAUGACACAACUCAUUACAUCAUCGAUGACUUAGAACCUGCCAGCAACUAUACUUUCUACAUCGUGGCGUACAUGCCAAUGGGAGCCAGCCAGAUGUCGGACCAUGUGACCCAGAACACUCUAGAAGAUGUGCCCCUAAGACCUCCCGAAAUUAGCUUGACGAGCCGAAGUCCCACCGACAUUCUCGUCUCCUGGCUGCCAAUCCCUGCCAAGUACCGGCGCGGCCAAGUGGUGCUGUAUCGGCUGUCCUUCCGCCUGAGCACCGAGAAUGCCAUGCAAGUUGUGGAACUCCCGGGGACUGUGCAUGAGUACCUCCUGGAAGGCCUGAAGCCUGAUAGCGUCUACCUGGUCCGGAUUACUGCUGCCACCCGCGUGGGGCUGGGAGAGUCAUCCGUGUGGACCUCACACAGAACGCCCAAAGCCACGAGUGUAAAAGCCCCUAAGUCUCCUGAGCUGCAUUUGGAACCCCUGAACUGCACUACCAUCUCCGUGAGGUGGAUGCGAGACACCGAGGACCCAGCCGCCAUUCAGGGCUACAAGCUCUUUUAUAAAGAGGAAGGGCAGCAGGAGAACGGACCUAUUUUCCUAGACACCAGUGACCUGCUCUAUACGCUCAGCGGCUUGGAUCCCAGAAGAAAAUACCACGUGAGGCUGCUGGCUUACAACAACAUGGAAGACGGCUACCAGGCUGACCAGACCGUCAGCACUCCCGGAUGCGUGUCUGUUCGCGACCGCAUGGUCCCUCCUCCGCCGCCACCCCACCAUCUCUAUGCGAAGGCUAACACUUCUUCUUCCAUCUUCCUGCACUGGAGGAGGCCUGCCUUCACCACGGCUCAAGUCAUUAACUACACCAUCCGCUGUAACCCUGUCGGCCUGCAGAACGCCUCUCUGGUUCUCUACCUGCAAACAUCAGAGACCCACAUGCUGGUUCAGGGACUGGAACCAAACACCAAGUAUGAAUUUGCCGUCCGGCUGCAUGUGGAUCAGAGCUCCAGUCCCUGGAGCCCCGUGGUCUACCAUUCCACACUCCCAGAAGCGCCCACGGGCCCCCCAGUGGGGGUGAAAGUGACACUAAUAGAAGAUGACACUGCCCUUGUUUCCUGGAAACCCCCAGGUGGCCCAGAGACAGUUGUGACACGCUACACCAUCUUGUACGCUUCCAGGAAGGCCUGGAUUGCGGGCGAGUGGCAGGUCCUGCACCGAGAAGGGGCAAUAACCAUGGCUCUCCUGGAAAACCUGGUGGCAGGGAACGUGUACAUUGUCAAGAUAUCUGCAUCCAAUGAGGUGGGAGAAGGACCCUUCUCGAAUUCCGUGGAGCUGGUUGUCCUUCCCAAGGACACGUCAGCAUCGAACCAGAGGCCCAAGCGUUUGGAUUCUUCUGAUGCCAAAGUUUAUGCAGGUUAUUACCAUCUGGACCAGAAGUCAAUGACGGGUAUCGCAGUAGGCGUUGGCAUAGCCUUGACCUGCAUCCUUAUCUGCGUUCUCAUCUUGAUAUACCGAAGCAAAGCCAGGAAGUCAUCUGCCUCCAAGACAACACAGAAUGGAACCCAGCCCUUAUCCCGAGCCAGCGCCUCUGUAGCCACGGGGAAUGACGUGGGGAAGAACCUGGAGAGAGCUUCAGAGAAUGAAGAGUCCCUGGUACCCAUGAUGCCGAGCAGCUUCAUUGAUGCGAAGGGAGGAACUGACCUGAUCAUCAACAGCUAUGGUCCUAUAGUUAAAAACAACACCAAGAAAAAGUGGCUUUUUUUCCAAGACACUAAGAAAAUGAAAGUUGAGCAGACUCCAAGAAGAGUCACCCAGCCCGUGUGCUUUUACCAGCCAGGCACCACUGUGCUGAUCAGCGAGGAAGACUCCCCCAGCUCCCCAGGUCAGACCGCCAGCUUCCCAAGACCCUUUGGGGCUGCCCUUGAUGCUGAGCAUUCGGCCAACAGUGAAGGCAGCCACGAGACGGGGGAUUCUGGAAGGUUCUCCCACGAGUCCAAUGAUGAGAUCCUCCUGUCCUCGGUCAUCACUGGCACACCCCCCACCUCGAAUUCUCUCGCCGGUGGCGAUUCUGAUGGAGAUGGUGCCGUGAAGAAGCGCGGAGACCCUGCAGAGCCCUUGCCAGCCGAGCAGACCUCCUCCUUGGCCCCACAGCCACCAGAGUCCACGGGGCCGUGCUUUACAGCCGAGGGGUUUCCCAUCUAG
This is a messenger RNA of Chionomys nivalis (European snow vole), 3619 nucleotides long. It is a transcript of the gene Prtg, whose product is annotated as protogenin. The record is from RefSeq and is a predicted model, not a curated record. Gene Ontology annotation, molecular function: protein binding. Gene Ontology annotation, cellular component: axon; plasma membrane. The transcript has 20 exons. Gene Ontology annotation, biological process: axon guidance; cell-cell adhesion. Lineage: Eukaryota; Metazoa; Chordata; Mammalia; Rodentia; Cricetidae. The coding region runs from base 29 to 3619 and encodes 1196 amino acids.